UUGCCCCGCAGGUUUUGCCGGCAGCCCCCGCAGUGCCGGCGCCGCGUUCUGCUCCGCGCGGCGCCGCGUUCCCGGCGCGGCAUGGAGGAGAGCGUCCCGCCCUUCCCGGAGCGCCUCGCAGACGGAGCCCGAGCCCUCCUGAUGCCCCCCGAGCCCAGCCCCGAGCCCUUCCCCGCCCCGGAGCCCGGCUUCCUGCAGGAUGCCAAAACCCAGAGCGCGGCGCCGCCCGGCACCGAGCUGGACGAGGACGACGCCUUCUACGGCGCCGAGGAGGAGCCGGCGGCCGCGAGCCGCGAGGGCAAGGCCCCCGAGCCGAGGGACGAGCCCGACUUCUUCUCCUCGCUGGCCCGGCACGAGCCCGACGUGGCCCUGGAAGCGCACGACGAGGCCGGUGAGC
Molecule: messenger RNA, 397 nt
Organism: Onychostruthus taczanowskii (white-rumped snowfinch)
Lineage: Eukaryota; Metazoa; Chordata; Aves; Passeriformes; Passeridae
Product: DNA translocase FtsK-like
Exons: 1
Source: RefSeq, a predicted model, not a curated record